This is a messenger RNA of Harpegnathos saltator (Jerdon's jumping ant), 891 nucleotides long. RefSeq lists its product as uncharacterized. NCBI's taxonomy places the organism in Eukaryota, Metazoa, Arthropoda, Insecta, Hymenoptera, Formicidae. The record is from RefSeq and is a predicted model, not a curated record. Bases 115 to 804 code for a protein of 229 amino acids. The transcript is spliced from 3 exons.
CGCUCGUUGGCUCACGUGUUUUAAUUAAUAACUCGGUAACUAUUGCCAAUUUGACAUUAUGGUACAUGUCUUUUCCUCUCGGCUACACCCAAUCUAUCUCCAACUUUCGUCUGCAUGAUCACCUAUCAAACACCCUGUAUAUCCACAUGGCCGUUGUACGAGGAGCGCGUGUUCCUAGCGGAUCAUAUUGUUGCACGCAAAACAUCGAGUAGUUACAAUACAAAUGUUUUGCCAAAAACUCAGAACGCUGCAGCUGUGAGGCUCAAAUCUAAAGCUGACAAAUCCUCACCUAUAUCUAUCCGGUUCUCUCCUUCACCGUCGCCACCUGUAUUCAUCAGGUCAUCUGCGUCACCUCAAACUCCAGGGUUGUCAUCGUCUAAUGCGUGGAGCAGUGAUAACGAUUUGUUUGUUGAAAAAGAUGUUAAAUCUGAUACGUCUGAUAGUCGAAGCUCAAAUGGACGGUUAUUUGCAGCUACAGCAAAGGGAGCGUCAAUGUUCUCAACUCUGAGCUCGGCUCAGAGAUCUGAAUCUAUUUUAAAGGAAAUAAAAGAAGCCAGAUCGGAAGGAAAAUGCAUUGUUCCCCCGCCUGACAAUUUUGCUGCAAAGAAGAAGAAGGAUGAUGAUGCCUUGACUCAGGCAAUUCUAAUUCAAAUAAGUGCUCCGUCUUCUAUGACAGCUAAAGCCCUCAGCGAGGGCCUGUUAAAUCCUAGCAACACUAUUGUAUCUGAUAACAAUAUUGAUAGUAAUAUUAAUAAUAACAGUAAUAUUAAUCUGAUUAUGAGUGCUAUCUCCUUUGCCGUAUAAUCUGUGCCCGUUGAGAAGCAUCUUGAAUGCAUGAUGGAACCAUUAUCGAUAAUAACUGAAAAGUAUGUCAAAAAGUGAUGUUUUAAU